Messenger RNA from Fopius arisanus, 1114 nucleotides. It is a transcript of the gene MED7, whose product is annotated as mediator complex subunit 7. The record is from RefSeq and is a predicted model, not a curated record. NCBI's taxonomy places the organism in Eukaryota, Metazoa, Arthropoda, Insecta, Hymenoptera, Braconidae. Bases 309 to 989 code for a protein of 226 amino acids. Gene Ontology annotation, molecular function: transcription coregulator activity. The transcript is spliced from 2 exons. Gene Ontology annotation, biological process: regulation of transcription by RNA polymerase II. Gene Ontology annotation, cellular component: mediator complex; core mediator complex.
UCAAUCCUUUUUGACGGGGAGUAUAACUUCAACGAAAGUAAAAGCAGUCUAGAUUGCAGUUGAUUUGUUGCUAUUAUACUUAUCGUAUCAACUCUGGAUGAAUAAUUUUCCAAAGUAUACGUAAAAAAGAAUAAUUUAAAAAGGUGAACUGUGGGUUUUACUAAAAUACUAAACACUGUAAUCCAUUCGAAAAUAUACAGUGCAGUGGAGGAAGCCAGAGUGGCGUGAAUUUUCUAACCUCUUCAUAGAUUCGAAGGGAUAAACAUUGCAGUUGUUUUCGAGGAAGGAAGUGAAGGGAUUAUCGAAAAAUGGCAACUCCAGAGUCCGUGCAAGUGAGUUCACUCCCAUUGCCACCGAUUCAAUACAUCAAUUUGUACACGGAUGAGAAUGUCAGACGGGGCAGAGCACCAAGACCACCACCACCCAUUCACGACAGUUACUCGAUGUUUGGAAAUGUCUUCAACGCUGAUGACACGAUCAUUAGACCGCUAGAGGCCCAAGGGAUUAAGAGACUCUAUCCUCAGCACUUUGAUCGCCGGAGGGAACUCAAGAAACUCAACCACUCGCUUCUUGUCAAUUUUCUGGACCUCAUUGAUCUCUUGGUACAGUGUCCUGAUAGUCCCAGGCGAGCAGAAAAGGUGGAAGAUUUGAGUCUUCUCUUCAUCCACAUUCAUCACUUAUUGAACGAAUUUCGACCUCAUCAAGCUAGGGAGACCUUGCGAGUAAUGAUGGAGCUCCAGAGGCGACAGAGGAUCGAAACCGCCCUGAGGUUUCAAAAACACCUCGAGAAGGUCCAGGAAAUUCUCCAGCACGCCCUCCAGAUGCUCCCUGAUACCGCGGAAUUGGAUUCGAAAUUGGCAAUCAAUACCGAAUCGAUGGAGUGCUCUGACAGUAUGAAUGCAGAACACCAGAAUACCGACCCGUGCUGUCCCAGCGACAAAAUAAUGUGCAAAUUGAUCGACGAAAUGACCUCCAAUGCUGCGUUCUGAACGAACUCCAUCCCAAUUACUGUACGGAAUUAUAACUUUAAUUACCAAGUUAAGUUGUAUAUAUUGAUCUCAAUGUGAACUAUAAUUCCAAAUUUUGCAACGGAAAAAUAUAUUUAUAACACGAA